Messenger RNA from Cucumis melo (muskmelon), 5447 nucleotides. RefSeq lists its product as uncharacterized. The coding region runs from base 360 to 5108 and encodes 1582 amino acids. The record is from RefSeq and is a predicted model, not a curated record. The transcript has 7 exons. Lineage: Eukaryota; Viridiplantae; Streptophyta; Magnoliopsida; Cucurbitales; Cucurbitaceae.
GGUUGUAAUAUAACUCGAAGUUAAGGGCUGAUGUGGAUGAAAUAUCCAACGCGGCUGCUCUAAUUGGACCUAUAACUAUUCUCCCUUCUCUUUGUUAAUGUGGACCCACUUCUCGGGUCCCACAUCCUAAUUAAUAUACACAUAUAUAUAUUAAUAUUUAUAAUUAACCAUAUAUUAACAAUUCUAGCCCAUUCAGAAACUCAUUUACUAGAAAGAAUCUCUUUCUCUCUCUCUAACCGCCGUCAUCGAUCGGUAUCUCCUCCGCCGUUCCCCCAUUUUCCACGGCGCAGAAACCUUACAAAUCGUAUUGAAAACGCAACCGUCGACCAUAAUUUCCGAUAUUAUAGAUAGGCUUAAUCAUGGAAGUCGAACCUCAGAAUUCGGAAGUCCCUGUUACAAAGGUAGUUGAGGAUACUGGAAAUGAUGCCAAUGGCGAUAAGAUAACGAAUGGGGUUACUCAAGUAGGAAAAGAAAUUAAGAACGAUGAGGAGGACAAUGCUCUGGACGGGGAGUUCAUAAAAGUAGAAAAGGAGCCUCUGGACGCGAAGGAUACUCAUCCAGCCAAAACAUCAUCCUCAGAGGAAGAUAAACCAACUAUUGUUGAAAGAACUUCAAGCAAUUCAAGCAGAGAAUUAUUGGAGGCCCAAGAGAAGUCAAGAGAUCUUGAGCUUGAAAUUGAGAGAUUAGCUGGAAGUUUGAAAGAUUUAGAGUCAGAUAAUUCAAGGCUGCAGAAUGAGGUAUCACUCACAAAGCAGAAGCUUGAGGAAAGUGAAAAGAAGUUUGAAGUUCUUGAACUCGAUCACAAGAAAUCAAAAGAGCAAAUUGUUGAAUCUGAAGAAAAACAUAGUUCGCAGCUCAACAGUUUGCAAGAAGCAUUGCAAGCUCAAGAAGCGAAGAACAAGGAGUUGAUAGCGGUGAAAGAAGCAUUUGAAAGUUUAACCAAUGAUUUUGAGAAUUCGCGCAAGCAGAUUCAAGAGUUGGAACAAAAACUGAAGGUCUCUGGAGAUGAUGCAUCGAAAUUUGAAGAGCUUCAUAAACAAAGUGGCUUGAAUGCUGAAGCGGAGGCAAACAGAGCAUUAGAGUUUGAGAGGCUUCUUGAAUCAGAAAAACUGAGUGCAAAAGAAAAAGAAGAUCAAAUCUCUUCCCUGCAAGAAAAAAUCAAGGACUUAAAUGACAAGAUUGCUGAAAGCCAAAAGGUCGAAGAAGCACUUAGAACUACAGCAACUGAGCUUUCUGCUGUCCAGGGAGAUCUAGAGCUUUCAAGAACUCAAGUGCUAGACUUGGAGAAGAAACUUUCUACAAAGGAAGGUUUAGUUGAAGAAUUGACUCAGGAACUGGAAACCCGAAGGGCUUCAGAAUCUAAGAUAAAGGAAGAUAUUUCAGCCGUUGAAAGUCAUUUUGCUUCAGCUAAAGAGGAUCUUCGUGUAAAGAUGUCUGAACUGGAAGAAAUAAGGUUGAAGCUUCAGGAAGAAAUUAACCAAAAGGAAUCUGCUGAAUCUGCUAUAAAAACACUGGAAGCACAAGUCUCUGAUAUUCAAAAGGAACUUGCUGCAGCUAUCAAAGAUAAAGAAGAGCUUGAAGUGACUGUAGCAGAUCUCUCUAGCAAUGCCAAACAAUUGAAAGAUUUAUGCAACGAUCUUGAGGAAAAACUGAAGCUUUCAGAUGAGAAUUUUGGGAAAUCUGAUUCUCUUUUGUCUCAAGCUCUGUCCAACAAUAAGGAGUUGGAAGAGAAGUUGAGGAAUUUGGAGGAUCUCCAUAAUGAAACUGGAGUUGUCGCUCAAACUGCCACUCAGAAGAAUCUUGAACUUGAGGAGAUUGUCCGUGCUUCAACUGCCUCAGUGGAAGAUGCAAAUUCAAAAUUAAGAGAACUCGAGACCCGAUUUAUAUCAGCAGAACAAAAGAAUGUGGAGCUUGAACAACAGCUAAAUUUGUUACAAUUGAAAAACAAUGAUGCUGAGAGAGAAGUGACUGAAUUAUCUGAGAAAAUAAAAAAACUUAGUACUAAGUUGAUCGAUGUCGAGGAAGAAAAGCAGCAGUUGAAUGACCAAAAGUUGGCAUAUCAGGAUAAAGUACUUCAACUGGAAUCUGCAAUAGAGAAGUCAACGUCACAGCAUCAAGAGCUGGAGAAGGAGCUGAAAACCACAAUUGGGAAAUGUUCUGAGCACGAAGAACGAGCUAACAUGAAUCAUCAACGUAGCAUUGAACUUGAAGAACUUAUCCAGACAUCUCACAACAAAAUUGAAGCAGCAGAUAAAAGGGUGAGUGAGUUGGAGUUGUUGCUUGAAGCAGAAAAGUACAGAAUUCAAGAGCUUGAGGAACAGGUAAGUACUUUAGAAAAGAAAUGUGGGGAUGCUGAAGCAGAAACCAAGAAAAAUUUUGACCAGGCAGCUGUCCUGGCAUCUGAAAUCAAGUCAUAUGAAGAACAAGUAGCAAGCCUUGAGACUGCAUUGCAUGCGGCCAAUGUAAAGGAAAAAGAAAUAACUGAAUCGCUGGAUAUAGCAACAGAAGAGAAGAAAAAAUUGGAAGAUGCAUUGAACUUGUCCAGCAGUAGGCUGGCUGAAUCAGAAAAUUUGGUGGAAGUUAUAAGAAACGAUCUGAACAUUACUCAAAAGAAACUUGAAAGUAUUGAGAGCGAUCUCCAAGCUACUGGUAUCAGGGAGACUGAAGUGCUGGAAAAGCUGAAAUCUGCGGAGGAGAAACUAGAACACCAAUUACAAACAAUAGAGCAAACUACUACAAGAAACUUAGAACUUCAGUCGUUACAUGAGUCAUUAGCCAAGGACUCUGAAACUAAAAUGCUGGAAGCUGUAGCGAAGUUCACCAACAAAGAAUCUGAAGCUACCUCUCUAGUGGAGAAAAUCAAAGUUCUUGAAGAACAAAUAAAAGCUUAUGAAGAUCAGAUAUCUGAAACCAAUGGAAGAUCUGUAGCAUUGAAGGAAGAAUUGGAUCAGACUUUAACAAAAUUGACUUCUUUAGAUAGUACGAAUGGUGAACUCAAGAAGUAUAGUUCGGAAAUUGAAAACAAAGUUGCUCAGAUUUCUUCGGAGAAUGAAUUAUUAGUAGAUACAAACAUUCAACUGAAAACAAAGGUUAAUGAACUUCAGGAGUUACUGAGCUCUGCUCUUUCUGAAAAGGAAACUUCUGCUCAAGAGCUUGCUUCUCACAAGAGCUCUAUUGAUGAAUUAACAGAAAAGCACUCGAGAGCCAUAGAGUUCCAGUCUGUUACGGAAGCACGUCAAGUGGAGAUGGACCAGAAAUUACAGGAAGCCAUUCAAAAGUUUGAUCAGAGAGAUUUCGAGGCUAAAGACUUGAGUGAGAAACUGAAGACAGCUGAGGAGCAGAUAAAAUUGUUUGAAGCAAAGAGUCUGGAAGCUUCUGCAGACGCUGAAGCUCACAAGAGUCAGCUAGAAGAGACUCUUUUGAAAGUAAAGCAACUUGAAAGCAUAGUGGAAGAGUUGCAAACCAAGAAAAUUGAUGCUGAACAGGAGAGUGCAGGGCUAAACGAGACGAAGUUGAAGCUAACUCAAGAACUGGCCUUAAUUGAAUCUAAUUUGAGUGAUCUCCAGACCAAGUUGUCAGCUGCAAACGUUGAAAGAGAUGAAACUGCUGAGCGGCUUCAGAUAGCAGAGGGUCAGAUUAAAUUGGUUGAAGCAAACGCUCUGGAAGCUUCUACAAAUGCAGAAGCUCAUAAGAGUCAGCUCGAAGAGACUCUUUUGAAAGUCAAGCAUCUAGAAAGCACAGUAGAAGAGCUGCAAACCAAGGCAGUCAAUGCUGAAAAGGAGAAUGCAGGAUUAAGUGAGGCAAAUUUGAGACUUACUCAGGAAUUAGCCUCAUAUGAAUCUAAUUUUAGUGAUCUCCAGACCAAGUUAUCCGCUGCAAACAUUGAAAGGGAUGAAACUGCUGAACGACUUCAGACAGCAGAGGGCCAUAUCAAAUUGGUUGAAGCUAAGGCUCUGGAAGCUUCUUCAGACGUUGAAGCUCACAAGAGUCAACUCGAAGAGCGCGUUUUGAAAGUAAAGAAUCUCGAAAGCAUAUUAGAAGAGCUGCAAACCAAGGCAAUUAGUGCUGAAAAGGAGAAUGCAGGAUUGAAUGAAGCAAAUUUGAGACUUUCACAGGAAUUAGCUUCAUAUGAAUCUAAUUUGAGUGAUCUUCAGAACAAGUUAUCUGCUGCAAAUGCUGAAAAGGAUGAAACUACUGAACGACUUCAGCUUGCAGAGAAGACUGUAAAUGAGUUGAAAUCACAACUGGCUUCUGAAGAACAAAGGCUACAGUCUCAGAUCGCUUCAAUUGUGGAAGACAACAACGUCCUCAAUGAGACAUACCAGAAGACCAAAAACGAUUUUCAGUCAGAGAUAUUACGGCUAGAAGAAAAAUUGAAAGAACAGAGCAAAGUAGAAGAAUCAUUAAGAUCUGAAAUUGAAAAUCUCAAGGCAGAUAUUGCGGAGAAUAAUGGUUUAAAAAUACGCCACAAGGAGCUUGAAGACGAGCUAAGUAAAUCUGAAGCUCUACGGAAAGAUGAGGUUGAAAGUGUCCGGGCAACCGCUGCUGGAAAAGAGUCAGAAUUGAUUUCCAAAUUGGAAGAUUAUGGACUAAAAGUCCAAGAUAGAGAUCAACUCAAUGAACAAGUACUUCAACUUCAGAAAGAAUUGCAGGUAGCAAAGGCGGAAAUUGCUGAACAGAAAGAGAAAGAUUCUCAAAAAGAGUUCGAACGAGAGGAUUCACUUAAGCGGUCUCUUCAAGAUCUGGAAGCGAAGGGCAAAGAAAUUCUUGCUCUAGAAACACAAAUCAAGGACCUCCAGCAGAAAUUGCUCCUGGCUGAGGCUAAGCCUAUAGAAAAGGCUGACGGAGGCAGCUCGACGGAGUCGAAGGACGGAGUAGAAAUCAAAUCUCGAGACAUUGGAUUAAACUUUUCAACUCCAACAAAAAGGAAACACAAGAAGAACAGAGAGGCAUCAUCAGCAUCAACACCAUCUCCAUCUCCAUCUGCAUCUGCUGCCGAAACACAUACUCAAAUUGCUGAGGUUUCUUCAGUCUCCUCUUUGAAGUUAGUUUUGGUAGUAGCUCUCGUAUCCGUUAUACUUGGUAUAUAUCUGGGGAAAAGGUAUUAAACAUUUGUGGUUUUCGAUUUUUUUUUUCCUUUUUUUUUUUUUCAAUCUUCCCCCCCUUGUUUUUUUUUUUCUUUUUUUUCCUCUUCAUGAGCCUCUUUUUGUUUCUUCUUUCAAAUUUCUUUUUGAGUUUUAAGGUUUUUCUAGUUGGCUCGGGAAUUUGAUUUUUAUUUUUCCAUCCCCAGCCAGCAUGUAAAAACAAAUACAAUUGGUGAUACGUCCUAAGUUCUCAAGUGUGUAUUUAUAUAUUGUAUGCUCAAAAGCGUUGCAGAUGUCAUGUAUGUACUUCUUUGUAAUGCAUUUUAUAAAUCAUUAUAUAGUGGAGGUAUUUUAUUUUUUUUA